This is a messenger RNA of Neurospora crassa OR74A, 6237 nucleotides long. It is a transcript of the gene os-1, whose product is annotated as histidine kinase. Gene Ontology annotation, biological process: cellular hyperosmotic response; phosphorylation; phosphorelay signal transduction system. Lineage: Eukaryota; Fungi; Ascomycota; Sordariomycetes; Sordariales; Sordariaceae. Bases 1568 to 5464 code for a protein of 1298 amino acids. Gene Ontology annotation, cellular component: membrane. The transcript is spliced from 6 exons. Gene Ontology annotation, molecular function: phosphorelay sensor kinase activity. The record is from RefSeq and is a predicted model, not a curated record.
ACAACAACAACAACAACAACAACAACAGACCACUCCGGGCAACAAGUCUCAGACCUUGGAUCCGCCCUCCACCCUCGUCGUCCGCGCGCCGCCAUUAUCCUUGUUGGCCAUCGUCGGCCCUGUCCCUUUCUCAUCCCAUCCGUUUUCCCUUUCAGAAUUUCCCCAUCCACGUGCCAUCCAUCUUCUCGACGAAGCCCUUUUCCGCACUUGAUUUACCUGAACGCUCCGUCCACAGUACACUGUACAAGAGUUCCCCCGUCAACCUCAACCUCCCUAGGUAGCAACUUGGAAAAGAGGAUGAAGAGAGAGUCGACUGAUGGGAUAGGCAAAACAGUUGGGAGCGAAAAAGAAAAGAAACAAAAACCAAAGCGACGCUAGGAAGAAUCGAGUGCAGUGGUCAACGGCACCAAAACCAUACCCGAUUCAUUCAGCCAUUCAACGCUCGGCGGGCGCCCCUGUUCCCCGUCGCACGGCACUAACAGAACUAGCACUGUGCUCCUCCUCCUCCUCCUCCUCCUCCUCUAGCGCUCCGACGGACUCUGCACCUGGAGUUUACAGACUGACACUGCACGCAGUGCCCUGCUGCGGCCCCGACGAGUCUGUCUUUGGUCUCCAGUCCCGUUCCAGUCCCGUCCAUCCAGGAGCCAGUGAUCUGAUCCCAUCCAACCCAGUCGACCCAGUCCACGCCCGCUGCCAGCCAGUCGAGUCCAGGCACCGCUCGAUAACUCUCCUCUUUCUCCGCCUCACUCUCCCAACCACAGUCCACCCACCGACCGGGCCACCACCACUCACCACCACCACCACGGCCCGGACUUCUUCAACCGCAGCAGCAGCGCAAGGAGCCAGGCCCAGCAACAGAUCAGCCAGCUCUCAGCAGCAGCAGCAGCAGCAACAGCAGCAGCAGUGCCAGCCCAGUCCAGUCCAGUCCAGUCCGCAGUCCGCCCGCAGUCGUCAACGACUGACUGACUGACUGAACCUGAGGACGAGACUAGACUCGCUACCUACCUCUACCUACCUACCUACCUACCUACCUACCUACCCACCCACCGCUGUCGCUGUCCCCAGUCAAUCCUACUACCUGACCUACCUUAGCCACGGAGAAAAAGGCGACCAAAACAGGCAAACAAAAUCUCCUACUGCCUCCUCGCACCGAGGCGCACGUCGAGUCUCCGAGCCUGAAGCCUCCGUCCAGCUCCAGCUCCCGCUCUCCUUUCGCGAUACAAUCCUUUUUUGAAAAACACAAUUCCCACCCAUCGCGGCGGGAUAUCUAGUACAAACAACCACCACAAACCCGACGCUCUGCAUUGCAAUUUCGCAACAUAACCACAUCAAGCUACCCAACCAGCAACACAGCCCAGAGACCAGAGAUCGAUUACAACGCCGCUCCCUAUUCUCUCGAGUCCAUCUCCCAUCUCGAUUCAAUUGAAACCAACUUCUUAGACCCGCAAACGCCCAUGAAGUCGCAAGAGUCGAUUGUUACCCACUAGCUUCCGCGCCUUGCCCGACUGCGUUUCCUGCUCUAUUCCGUCCCCAAGGCUCACGGCGCCAACGGCCGUAGCCCACAAUCAUGACUGACGGACCAACUCUCGCAGCUAUUGCUGCUCUCGUCAAAUCCCUGGCUGUCGACCCGGCCACUACCCAGACCUCUGGACUUCGCCCAAGCACCCAUGUCAGGCUUCCCGGUCCGUAUACCCGUGAGAAGGGUGAUCUGGAGCGUGAGCUCUCGGCUCUUGUUGUCCGCAUAGAGCAGCUGGAGACUGCCGCCAUCGCUGCCUCUCCUCCAGCCAUGCCCGAUACACCAAAUGCGCCAACCGAUGCGCUGUUUUCAAACGGCACCCUUUCGCCAUCCUCGGAAACGCCUGAUGCCCGCUACCCCGCUCCGCUACCGCGGAAUGGCUUCAUCGACGAGGCCCUUGAGGGUCUCCGCGAGCAUGUCGACGACCAGUCCAAGCUGCUUGACAGCCAGCGUCAGGAGCUUGCUGGGGUCAACGCCCAGCUGAUUGAGCAAAAGCAACUUCAGGAAAAGGCUCUGGCUAUUAUCGAACAGGAACGGGUUGCUACCCUUGAGCGGGAACUCUGGAAGCAUCAAAAGGCCAACGAGGCCUUCCAAAAGGCUCUCCGAGAAAUCGGUGAGAUUGUCACUGCCGUCGCCAGGGGUGAUUUGUCCAAAAAGGUCCGGAUGAACUCGGUGGAAAUGGACCCGGAAAUCACCACCUUCAAGCGUACGAUAAACACAAUGAUGGACCAGUUGCAAGUCUUCUCCAGCGAAGUCUCGCGUGUCGCUCGUGAAGUCGGAACCGAGGGUAUUCUCGGUGGCCAAGCUCAGAUCGAAGGCGUUGACGGCACCUGGAAGGAACUCACAGACAACGUCAACGUCAUGGCCCAGAAUCUUACCGACCAAGUGCGAGAGAUUGCUUCCGUAACGACUGCUGUCGCUCAUGGCGAUCUUACCAAGAAAAUCGAGCGUCCCGCCAAGGGAGAAAUACUUCAACUUCAACAAACCAUCAACACAAUGGUGGAUCAGCUACGGACUUUCGCCUCUGAAGUUACACGUGUCGCCAGAGAUGUCGGUACCGAGGGUAUCCUCGGUGGUCAAGCCGACGUUGAAGGAGUCCAGGGCAUGUGGAACGAACUUACGGUUAAUGUGAACGCCAUGGCCAACAAUCUAACAACCCAAGUCAGAGAUAUCAUCAAGGUUACUACCGCUGUCGCCAAGGGUGACCUUACUCAAAAAGUACAAGCUGAAUGCCGCGGUGAGAUUUUCGAACUGAAGAAGACUAUCAACUCUAUGGUGGACCAACUACAACAAUUUGCUCGGGAAGUCACAAAGAUCGCCAGGGAAGUCGGAACCGAAGGAAGGCUCGGUGGGCAGGCCACUGUUCACGAUGUUCAGGGUACUUGGAGGGACCUCACCGAAAACGUCAACGGCAUGGCCAUGAACUUGACCACACAGGUGCGAGAAAUCGCAAAGGUUACUACAGCCGUCGCCAAGGGUGAUUUGACCAAGAAGAUUGGGGUCGAGGUUCAGGGUGAGAUCCUGGAUUUGAAGAACACCAUCAACACCAUGGUUGACCGUCUUGGUACUUUCGCUUUCGAGGUCAGCAAGGUCGCCAGGGAAGUCGGCACCGAUGGUACCUUGGGUGGUCAGGCACAGGUUGAUAAUGUGGAGGGCAAGUGGAAGGAUCUCACAGAGAACGUCAACACCAUGGCCAGCAACCUUACAUCUCAGGUCCGUGGGAUCUCUACCGUCACACAAGCCAUUGCCAAUGGUGAUAUGAGCCGCAAGAUUGAAGUUGAAGCCAAGGGAGAGAUACUCAUACUCAAGGAGACUAUCAACAACAUGGUUGACCGACUCUCCAUUUUCUGUAAUGAGGUGCAGAGAGUCGCCAAGGAUGUCGGUGUCGAUGGUAUCAUGGGAGGACAAGCCGAUGUUGCUGGCCUGAAGGGCAGGUGGAAGGAAAUUACCACCGAUGUCAACACAAUGGCGAAUAACUUGACGGCUCAAGUGAGAGCGUUCGGCGACAUCACAAAUGCAGCAACAGACGGGGACUUUACAAAACUCGUCGAGGUAGAAGCCUCGGGCGAGAUGGACGAACUCAAAAAGAAGAUCAAUCAGAUGGUCUACAAUUUGAGGGACAGUAUUCAACGUAAUACCCAGGCCAGGGAAGCCGCCGAACUGGCCAAUAAGACCAAGUCCGAGUUUUUGGCGAACAUGUCCCACGAAAUACGCACACCCAUGAACGGCAUUAUCGGCAUGACACAACUUACUCUCGAUACUGACCUGACACAGUAUCAGAGAGAAAUGCUCAACAUUGUCAACUCCCUGGCCAACAGCUUACUGACCAUCAUCGACGACAUUUUGGAUCUGUCCAAGAUCGAAGCUAGGCGUAUGGUCAUCGAAGAGAUUCCUUAUACGUUGCGUGGCACCGUCUUCAACGCGCUCAAGACUCUUGCCGUCAAGGCAAACGAGAAGUUUCUGGAUCUUACCUAUCGUGUCGACCAUUCUGUACCCGACCACGUCGUCGGAGACUCCUUCAGGUUGCGCCAGAUUAUUCUUAACCUUGUUGGCAACGCUAUCAAGUUCACCGAGCAUGGUGAAGUCAGUCUUACCAUCCAGAAGGCCUCUUCAGUACAGUGCAGCACCGAAGAGUACGCUAUCGAGUUUGUCGUUUCCGACACUGGUAUCGGUAUUCCGGCGGACAAGCUGGAUCUCAUCUUCGACACUUUCCAGCAGGCCGAUGGUUCAAUGACUCGCAAGUUUGGCGGUACUGGUCUCGGUCUCUCCAUUUCCAAGCGUCUUGUCAACCUCAUGGGUGGUGACGUGUGGGUGAAGAGUGAGUAUGGUAAGGGUAGCAAGUUCUUCUUCACCUGCGUGGUCCGCUUGGCCAACGACGAUAUUUCGUUGAUCGCCAAGCAGCUCAACCCUUACAAGAGUCACCAGGUCCUGUUCAUCGACAAGGGCCGCACCGGACAUGGACCGGAGAUCGCCAAGAUGCUCCACGGCUUGGGCCUCGUUCCCAUCGUCGUCGACUCGGAGAGGAAUCCUGCGCUCGAGAAGGCCAGAGCUGCCGGCCAGGCGCCCUACGACGUCAUCAUUGUGGACUCGAUCGAGGAUGCAAGGCGCUUGCGGUCUGUUGACGACUUUAAGUACCUUCCCAUCGUAUUGCUAGCACCAGUCGUUCACGUCUCGCUAAAGUCUUGCCUUGACUUGGGUAUCACGUCGUACAUGACGACGCCUUGUCAACUCAUUGACCUCGGUAACGGCAUGGUCCCUGCUCUCGAAAAUAGGGCUACGCCGUCGCUGGCGGACAACACCAAAUCUUUUGAGAUCCUGCUUGCCGAAGACAACACGGUCAACCAGAGGCUCGCGGUCAAGAUCCUGGAGAAGUAUCACCACGUCGUCACCGUUGUUGGAAACGGUGAAGAGGCUGUUGAGGCCGUCAAGAGGAAAAAGUUCGAUGUCAUUCUUAUGGACGUCCAGAUGCCUAUUAUGGGCGGUUUCGAAGCUACGGCCAAGAUUCGCGAGUACGAGCGCAGCCUCGGCAGCCAGCGCACACCCAUCAUCGCCCUCACGGCGCAUGCCAUGAUGGGUGACAGGGAAAAGUGUAUCCAGGCACAGAUGGACGAGUAUCUCUCCAAGCCGCUGCAGCAGAACCAUCUAAUCCAGACCAUACUCAAGUGUGCGACGCUCGGCGGGCAACUACUCGAGAAGAACCGGGAGCGCGAGCUGACCCGUGCUGCCGAUGCCGUCACAGGCGGCCGCCGCGACAACGGCAUGUACUCUGCCAGCCAAGCCGCGCAGCACGCUGCGCUCCGCCCACCCCUCGCCACCAGGGGCCUCACUGCCGCCGACAGCCUCGUCUCCGGCUUGGAGAGCCCAUCCAUCGUGACGGCGGAUAAGGAGGAUCCUCUGAGCAGGGCACGUGCAAGCCUCUCCGAACCCAACAUCCAUAAAGCAAGCUAACCGUGUGGAUGGGUCAAUUCUGACUUUUAUUGGAGGAAUUUAGCUGGUCAUACGAGCACAUACUACUCUUUGAUCAACAUCGCGUGCGAUACACCAAGCAACCAACGGCCACGCCAACUUAAAGUGGAAGAAGGUUUUUAUGAGAUGGGAUGGAAGGAAAAAGAAACGAGGAGAGAAAGGGAGGAAGAAAGGAUGGAAAGUGGAUGGAGUCCGUGUUGUCUUUAUCGUGUUGUGUGUUUUCUCUGUCCGGUACCCGGGUUCAAAUCAGGUUUUUAAGGUCCAAAGGCGGUUUCUGUUAUCAACAAGGCAUUGAAAUUAUUACUUGCGGCUGGUUUGCUAGUUUUCAAUUUUUGUAUGUCUUGUUCCUCUGUCUCGUGUCUCUCUCGUAUUUACUGGUUCGACUGUUGCUUUGCCAUCGCUGCUAGUCUCGUCUUUGCCGGGGCUUGUUUGUUGCCGCUGCUGCUGCUGCUGCUGCUGCUCGUCUGUCUUUCUGCUGAUCUGGCUUUUUUUGGUUGUUGUCGUCUGGCUUGCUUGACUUUGAUGGCUAAGAAAUGGUUAUCGACUUCCUGUACCUUACUUAGCCAGACCAAGGGGGACCUGUUGGGUUGCUGCUUCGUCUCUCUAUGGACUGACAGGAGUGGCUUCUCUUUUCUUAACACUAUUGCAUGAUACCUAUACUAUACUGCUAGUACUACUACUACUAUUACUAUCAGCACUACUACUAAUAAAUCCAGGAGUACAAUGAACAUAUAUAUCCUAGCACGUCAUCCGAG